Messenger RNA from Vicia faba (fava bean), 1335 nucleotides. The record is from the annotation of a GenBank genome assembly. NCBI's taxonomy places the organism in Eukaryota, Viridiplantae, Streptophyta, Magnoliopsida, Fabales, Fabaceae.
AUGGUUAAUGUUCCGGAAGCCGAGGAUAAGGAAAAUCCAGGUUUUCUACCCAUUUACGGUGCAAGCAAAAUAAGGAACGAGUGGCCCUCACUUCUCAUCCUAUAUAUACAUAUCAUUUCCCACCAAUCCCUUCUCACACUACUCUCUCUCCAUACAUUAUCACUAUCUCUUCUCUCUCAUUUCCCUCUCCUCAGAAUGGGAAGUACUGGACAAACCAAUUAUGGAGAAUACACCUAUGAGAAUCUUGAGAGAGAGCCUUACUGGCCAUCAGAGAAGCUGAAAAUUUCCAUCACUGGUGCUGGCGGUUUUAUUGCAUCGCACUUAGCGCGGCGUCUCAAGACUGAGGGGCAUUACAUUAUUGCUUCUGAUUGGAAGAAAAAUGAGCACAUGACUGAGGAUAUGUUCUGUGAUGAAUUCCAUCUUGUUGAUCUUAGGGUCAUGGAUAACUGCCUUACGGUUACUAAAGGGGUUGACCAUGUUUUCAAUCUUGCGGCCGAUAUGGGUGGGAUGGGUUUUAUUCAGUCGAAUCAUUCGGUUAUUAUGUAUAACAAUACUAUGAUUAGCUUUAACAUGAUUGAAGCUGCUAGGAUUAACGGCAUUAAGAGGUUCUUUUAUGCCUCUAGUGCUUGUAUCUACCCGGAAUUUAAACAGUUGGAAACUACUAAUGUGAGCUUGAAGGAGUCUGAUGCAUGGCCGGCUGAGCCACAAGAUGCGUAUGGGCUAGAGAAGCUUGCGACAGAGGAGAUAUGCAAGCACUAUAACAAAGAUUUUGGAAUUGAGUGCCGGAUUGGAAGGUUCCAUAACAUAUAUGGUCCUUUUGGUACAUGGAAAGGUGGAAGGGAGAAGGCUCCUGCUGCUUUUUGUCGGAAAGCGAUCACUUCUACAGACAAAUUUGAGAUGUGGGGAGAUGGUUUGCAAACUCGAUCAUUCACAUUCAUUGAUGAGUGUGUUGAAGGUGUACUUCGACUGACUAAAUCCGACUUCCGUGAGCCGGUAAAUAUUGGAAGUGAUGAAAUGGUCAGCAUGAAUGAGAUGGCUGAGAUCGUUCUUGGUUUUGAUGACAAGAAAACUCCUAUACAUCACAUUCCAGGCCCAGAGGGUGUUCGUGGUCGUAACUCAGACAAUACACUUAUCAAAGAGAAACUUGGCUGGGCUCCAACAAUGAAGUUGAAGGAUGGACUGAGGAUUACUUACAUCUGGAUUAAGGAACAGCUUGAGAAGGAAACGGCUAAAGGUAUCGAUACUUCAGGAUACGGGUCAUCGAAAGUGGUGCAAACCCAAGCUCCUGUGCAAUUAGGCUCGCUUCGUGCAGCAGAUGGCAAAGAAAGUAGUUAA